Messenger RNA from Saxophila tyrrhenica, 1089 nucleotides. RefSeq lists its product as uncharacterized. The coding region runs from base 1 to 1089 and encodes 362 amino acids. Gene Ontology annotation, biological process: sulfur compound metabolic process. Gene Ontology annotation, molecular function: heme binding; molybdopterin cofactor binding; molybdenum ion binding. The record is from RefSeq and is a predicted model, not a curated record. Gene Ontology annotation, cellular component: mitochondrion. The transcript has a single exon. Lineage: Eukaryota; Fungi; Ascomycota; Dothideomycetes; Mycosphaerellales; Extremaceae.
AUGCCGGAGCUACCAGACAACCCUCUGAAUCGGGAGCCCGAGAUACAGCAACUGGUCCAAUCUUUCCUCACUGCCAAAGAUGACGGCUAUGAUCGAAACCACUGUCUUCAUCCACAGCUCAAUGCGGACACGCAUAGAGUCACCCUCGACGGAGCAGUAGACAAGCCCAUCGAAUUCACCAUGGACAACCUCCGGAACGACUUUGAACAACACUCCGUCGUCUGCGCUCUCCAAUGUGCCGGCAAUAGACGACACACCAUGCGUACCAAGAUCAAAGAAGUCAGCGGAGUUGAUUGGUUUGACGGCGCUGUGAUGAACUGUAAAUGGACUGGUCCGCGACUUUCUGAUGUCCUUCAUCGCGCUGGCGUGACGAUCGACGACGGGCAUGUCGCAUUUUCCUGCUACGCCACUCCUUGCCAGGACGAUACUUGGUAUGGGUCCAGUAUAUCGCUCGACCGAGCAAUGCGGAAAGACAUGGACGUCAUCCUCGCGCUUGAGAUGAACGACGAGCCACUGACAGUAGGGCGCGGGUACCCGGUUAGAGUCAUCACGCCCGGGAUUGCUGGUGCCCGGGCGGUGAAGUGGCUUGACCGUAUCACUGUGCAGAAGGAAGAGUGUAAGAAUCAUUAUAUGGUUUAUGAUUAUAAGAUCCUGCCGGAAGAGGUUACGGAUGCGGAGAAGGCGAAGGACUACUGGGAAGUUGUUCCACCGGUGCAAGAUAUGCCUGUCAACUCGGCCAUCGGCGUCCCCAAGGGCGGUGGCACUGCGAAGCGAAACGCAGAUGGUACGGUGACGGUCAAAGGCUACGCUCUUCCGGGCGGCGCAGAUGGCCCAGUGACGAAAGUAGAGGUGUCCGGCAACGACGGCAGGUCAUGGCAAGAAGCGAAGCUGCUCGAUUGUGAAGGCGAGACCAAGUGGUCCUGGAAGCUGUGGGAAGCCAGGAUCCCUAUGGAACCUGGCUUUGACAAGGCCAUCUACAGCAAAGCUACGGACGCAGCAGGCAACACUCAACCGGCUAAGUCUCGCUGGAAUUUCCGAGGAGUUUGCUACAAUGGCUACGGAGAUUGUACAGAACUUACUGUCACGUAG